Messenger RNA from Aspergillus alliaceus, 366 nucleotides. RefSeq lists its product as uncharacterized. The record is from RefSeq and is a predicted model, not a curated record. Lineage: Eukaryota; Fungi; Ascomycota; Eurotiomycetes; Eurotiales; Aspergillaceae. Gene Ontology annotation, biological process: putrescine biosynthetic process. The transcript has a single exon. The coding region runs from base 1 to 366 and encodes 121 amino acids. Gene Ontology annotation, molecular function: protein-arginine deiminase activity; agmatine deiminase activity.
AUGGGUUGGGAGAGUCGGUGGAAUGAAGUGUAUGAGGAGAUCUGCGAGGCAUUGGCUAGGGAGACGGACACCCGGGGUCGGAAGUUGAGUGUGAAUGGGAUGGAUGAGCUGGAUCCCCGGUAUUUGGUGGGAUCUUCUAGGGUGGAGGACGAGGAUGCGCCGGCUGCUUCAUAUGUGAACUUCUACUUUGUAAAUAGGGCGCUGAUAGUGCUGGCCUUCGGGGAUCCAACAGCAGAUCAGGCGGCGGUUGAGAUGUACCGUCAUCUGGCGCCGGAGAGGACGGUGAGGACGGUGCUUGUCAAUUCUCUUCCCCGGAUGGGAGGCGUGUUGCAUUGCGUGACGCAACAGAUUCCCUUGCAGAUAUAG